AUGGUGCCGACGACCACAUUGCUGAGAACCGGGGCCGUCCGGACGCUGCGGCCAGUCAGCCGGAGCACCGUGGCGCUGGCACGCUCGGCCCGGGUGACCGGAAGGCAGUUCAGCUCCAGCCAGCGCUCGCUCUGCGCCAACUGCGCAAACAAGUCGUGCGCCCGCCACAACAACACCAGCAAUCGCGUGAGGAGCAGCGCCAGCACCAUCGCCAACACCGCCGCCGUCAAGGGCAGCAACGUCGCCAAAGCGGCGGCCGCCUAUGCCACGGCAGCAGGCCCCGCCAUCCCGACCGAGCAGUGGGCGCAGGUUCUGGAGGAGAAGGGUGGAAAGGUGCAGUAUAAGAAGAUCCCCGUGCCCAAGCCGGGCCCGGACGAGGUCCUCAUCAACAUCAAGUACAGCGGCGUCUGCCACACGGACCUGCACGCCGUCAACGGCGACUGGCCCCUCGACGUCAAGCUGCCGCUCGUCGGCGGCCACGAGGGCGCGGGCGUCGUCGUCGCGCGCGGCGAGCUGGUCCACGACGUCGAGAUCGGCGACCACGUCGGCAUCAAGUGGCUCAACGGCUCGUGCAUGAGCUGUGAGCAGUGCCGCCAGUCCAACGAGUCGCUCUGCGCCGAGGCCGCCCUCUCCGGGUACACCGUCGACGGCUCCUUCCAGCAGUACGCCAUCGGCAAGGCCGCGCACGUCGCUCGCAUCCCUAAGGAGUGCGACCUCGCUGCUGUGGCGCCCAUCCUGUGCGCCGGCCUGACCGUCUACAAGGCGCUCAAGUCGUCCGGUGCCCGGCCCGGGCAGUAUGUGACCAUCGCCGGCGCCGGCGGCGGUCUUGGCUCCUAUGCCAUCCAGUACGCCAAGGCCAUGGGCCUGCACGUCAUCGCCCUCGACGGCGGCGACGAGAAGCGCGAGAGCUGCUUGAAGCUCGGAGCCGACACCUUCGUGGACUUCAAGACGUCUAAGGACACCGUCGCCGAGAUUCGCGCCGCCUCGGGUGGAGCGGGCCCGGAUGCUGUGCUCCUCCUGGCUGCUAGCGAGAAGCCCUUCCAGGAGGCGAGCCAGUACGUCAAGAGCAAGGGCACUAUUGUCUGCGUUGGUCUGCCGGCCAACGCCUUCGUCAAGGCACCCGUUUUCGACACUGUCGUCCGCGAAAUCAACAUCAAGGGAAGCUACGUCGGCAACCGGCAAGAUACCGCGGAAGCUCUCGACUUCUUCAGGCAGGGAUUCAUCAAGGCACCCUAUAAGAUUGUCGGCUUGACAGAACUCCAGAAGGUGUACGAUUUGAUGCAGGAAGGAAAGGUUACUGGCCGCUAUGUUGUCGACACUAGCAAAUAG
Molecule: messenger RNA, 1329 nt
Organism: Thyridium curvatum
Lineage: Eukaryota; Fungi; Ascomycota; Sordariomycetes; Thyridiales; Thyridiaceae
Exons: 4
Coding region: 1-1329 (442 amino acids)
Molecular function (GO): zinc ion binding; oxidoreductase activity
Source: RefSeq, a predicted model, not a curated record